Syngnathoides biaculeatus (alligator pipefish) is the source of this 15598-nucleotide messenger RNA. RefSeq names its product bassoon presynaptic cytomatrix protein a (gene bsna). Gene Ontology annotation, biological process: presynaptic active zone assembly; protein localization to synapse. Gene Ontology annotation, molecular function: structural constituent of presynaptic active zone; metal ion binding. NCBI's taxonomy places the organism in Eukaryota, Metazoa, Chordata, Actinopteri, Syngnathiformes, Syngnathidae. The record is from RefSeq and is a predicted model, not a curated record. Gene Ontology annotation, cellular component: cytoskeleton of presynaptic active zone; glutamatergic synapse; axon. The transcript is spliced from 15 exons. Bases 9 to 12770 code for a protein of 4253 amino acids.
GUCAAAGCAUGUAUGUAAACAAGAUCCAUAAUACAAUUACAUUUCAAAUGAGUCAUUGGCAUGGCUCGGCAGGACCAUUUAAGCAUAUGAAGAAUGUUACAUCUUAUCUAGCUACCUUAUUGUCUUCUGAUAUGGUCCAGGAAUGGCUGUGUCUCAAUUGUCAGAUGCAGAGGGCUCUCGGCAUUGAUAUGACCACACCUCGUUCUAAGAGUCAACAACAGAUCCACUCGCCGUCCCAUCAAGCGAAACCUCUUGUCCAGCCUCAGCAGGCUGCACCUCAGCCAACACAGCCGACGACUGCAGCACAGCCCAAACCUUUGGCACAGAGCCAGCCCGCCCAGGAACAGCAGCAGCAGCAAAAACCGCAGACACAACUCUAUGGCCAAACUCAGCCCUACUCCCAGUCACAGCCAUAUUCACAGUCCCAAACAUACCCCCAGUCACAGCCUUAUUCUGACUCCCAGACUUACCCGCUGUCCCAGCACUAUCCCCAAUCCCAACAGUAUCCCCAGAUGCAGGAGCAUCCCCAGUCCAAACAGUAUCCCCAGUCCCAGCAUUACCCACAAUCUCAGCACUACCCCCAGUCCCAGCAACACCCACAGUCCCAGCAGUAUCUCCAAUCCCAGCAGUAUCCCCAGUCUCAACAGUACCCUCAUCUCCAGCAGCAUCAACAGUCUCAGCAAUAUCCACAGUGUCAACAGUAUCCCCAGGGCCAGCAGCAGCCUUACCCGCAGUCCCAGUCCGGAUCCCAGCCUCAGCAGCAGCCUUACCCGCAGUCCCAGUCCGGAUCCCAGGCUCAGCAGCAGCUUUACCCGCAGUCCCAAUCUGGAUCCCAGGCUCAGCAGCAGCCUUACCCACAGUCCCAGUUUGGACCCCAGGGUCAGGAGCAUCAGCAUCAGCAUCAGCAGCAGCAACAGCAUCAGCCUUAUCCACAGUCUCAGUCUGGACCUCAGGCUCAGCAUUAUCCCCAGGCUCAUCAACAGCCUUAUUCACAGUCCCAGCCAGGGCCCCAGACACAACCUCCUAGUUCACAAGGCUUACACACUCAUACGACUUUGAGUGGCCCCCAGAGCCAGACAGAUCGCUCCCACCAGGGUAUGAGGCCUGACUCAUACUCCCAGAGAGGUCCAAGAGCUGCUGGAGGUUCUGGAGGAGGCCCCACUCAACCUGGUGGUCCAAGGAUCCCCCACCCUGGCGCUGUACCCCUCCCUGGCUUGACAAAAGCACCCUCCCAACCCGAUUUGGGUCGUGGCUCUCCCAUGCACCAGUCAAUGGCACGGCACCAUGACCAUACCAGAAGCGCCGGCUCCUCUCCAGCUCACAAGCCCCAGACCCAUGCUCCAGCCCAAGAUGGACUGACCAAGCUGUUUGGUUUUGGAGCUUCCUUGCUUAACCAGGCAAGUACUCUGAUCAAUGUAGACCCUUUGCCCACCUCUUCCACCCAUCCCAGUCCUGCACGGGGCAAGGUUGUAUUCAGUAAUGCAACUCCUGACAACAGGCAUCCACAGCAAGGGGCCUCGGGGGCCAAACAAUUUGGCAUUGCGGGUCUUCAUGGGCCAAGCCAAAUGAGUGGCCCACAUGCACCAAACCAAAUGGCCGGCUCUCAUCCACCGAACCAAAUGGGGGCCCCCCAUGCAACGAGCCAACUGGGGGGUCCGCAUACACAGAGCCAGGUAGGAGGUCCGCAUGCACUGAAGCAACAGCACCAGACCGUACCCCACCAACAAGGAAUGCCACAACAGCCGUCGCCCGCCCUUCAACAAAAAGAUCCACAGCAACAUCAAGGUCAGCAACACCGAGAAAUAUCCUCACAUAUACAGAAGGCAGAACCAAAGCAGGAGCCUGCGAUCGCUCCUGGCGCAGCUACGGAGCCAAUGAAGCCCAAAAUCAACUGUCCUCUGUGUAAAACAGAGCUGAACAUUGACAGUUCCGACCCACCCAACCACAACACAUGCACACAGUGCCACACUCAAGUGUGCAAGCUUUGCGGCUUCAACCCGACGCCACAUCUGGUCGAGAAAAAAGAGUGGCUAUGUCUCAACUGCCAAACCCAGCGGCUAAUGUCCGGAGGCGGUCUGGAUGAGCCUCCUCUGCCUGUUCCUCACCCGUCCCCCAAACAUCAGCCAUCUGGGUCACCGCGCCACCAGGCACCAGCCAGUCAACAAAGCCCUCUCCACAAAGCCACCAAUCAACAGGGGUCCAAACAAGCCCAGCCUCAGACCCAGAAACCACAGCCAGGAACUGGGGGUAGUGAAGAGUUUGUGCCAAAUGCUGCGAAACUGCCAGCAGACACCAAGACUACGAUACCAGCUACAUCUCCUGGAUCAACAGCAGAGACCCAGAAGAAGACAAAAACCACAGAGGAAAAACUGAAGAUGGAGCCUGAAAGCCAAAUGGUGAAAGACAGCAAAACCCCUCUCAAGAAAGGAGAUCAAGUCACACCAAUCAAGGAAAUAAAAAAGUCAAGGCAUUACGACGAAACAAAAAACAACAGCACACAUGAUUUGUCACGCAGCCCUCAGAGCCUCAGUGAUACUGGUUACUCCUCCGACGGCAUUUCCAGCUCCCACAGCGAAAUCACGGGACUAAUUCAAGAGGAGGAGAUGAAAUUGAGUGAGAGGGGCAUCAUUGGGCGGGGCUCCCCACCAAGCCCUUCAGAAAUCACCAAGCUGGAAAGCUCCAUGAGGCCUUUGCUGGAGAAAAGCCUUUCCGAAGACAAAGUGGACAGAAGGGGAAGGAAGCACAGGGAUAGAGACCUGGAUGACAGAGGGAAGCAGCGCCCACGAUCUUUGUCGAUCCCCCCAGAUGCAUAUGACUCGGAUGAGGAACUUGAAGACAUAAUCGAAGAAGAAGAAGAUGGAGGAGACUGGGAGGGUAAAUGGAAAGAAGGGAAAGAGGAGAGAAAGGAAAAGAAAAAAAAGGAAAAGGAAGUUCUUCCUGCAGAGAUGACCGAUGAGGAAUUCAUGAGGAGACAGAUAAUGGAAAUGAGUGCUGAUGAGGAAAACGAUGAGGAGGAAGAAGAGAUGGAGGAAGAUGAAGAUGAGGAAGAUGAAGGAUAUGGCUUUGAACGAAAGAAAGGCCACCAUAAGCACAUCAUAUCUGACACAGCAAAAGACAAGCGCCGCCUACAGCACCACUCUAGCAGUUUUGAGGAGGAAACAAAAAGUUCCACGGAUGUUUAUAAAAGCUCAGUGGAAGAGGGUGAAGAAGAUCUGAUGGCAUCACAAGGUGGUCUGAGGCGCUUUAAAACCAUCGAACUCAAUAACACCAACAGCUAUAACCGAGACAUUGAGCUCAGUAACGAAAACGACUUGAGCCUUGAUCGUGAACCCGAACUGGAGAUGGAGAGUCUGACCGGCUCCCCUGAUGAGCGUUCUCGGGGCGACUAUUCUUCCACUCUACCACCAACUUCUGCAUCCUCUUAUGGCUCAGGCCAGUCUCCCACAUCUAUCUCAUCAAUGGAAGAAGACAGUGACAGUAGCCCCAGCAGGAGACAAAGGUUGGAAGAAGCCAAGCAACAGAGGAAAGCACGACAUCGGUCACAUGGCCCUCUCCUUCCUACCAUUGAAGACUCUUCAGAAGAAGAUGAACUGAGGGAGGAAGAGGAACUUUUGCGAGAGCAGGAGAAGAUGAGAGAGGUGGAACAACAAAGAAUCAGAAGCACAGCUCGCAAGACUAAGCGGGAUAAAGAUGAGCUGAGAGCUCAAAGACGCAGAGAAAGGUCCAAGACACCACCCAGUAACCUUUCACCUAUUGAAGACGCAUCUCCAACAGAGGAGCUGAGACAAGCUGCCGAAAUGGAAGAACUCCAUCGUUCCUCUGCCUCUGAAUAUUCCCCUCAGAGUCUAGAUUCAGAAGCUGAGGGCUAUGAGUCAAAGCUUUACAAGUCAGGCAGUGAAUACAACCUUCCUACAUUUAUGUCCCUUUACUCACCAAUUGAGAAAUCAUCAGUCACAACCACAAUAGCACCAUCAUCCACGUCCAGGCCAUUAAAGAGUGCCGAGGAGGUCUAUGAGGAGAUGAUGAGGAAAGCAGAGUUACUUCAAAAGCAACAGAAACACCAGCAGCAGCAGUCUCCAGUAAGACAUGGUCAGUACUAUGAGGAGGACAUUAAUGGACAAGGCUACGAUGAUGAGUAUGGCUAUGAACAAGAUCAAUCUGGAUAUGACAAUGAUGCCGUCAAGACAGAAACAGAUAUUUUUGAGGAGAUCCGACAAACAUCUCAGAACAUCACAAAGAUGCAGCAGGCGACUGAUGAGCAAGUAGAGAUUGAGAACUCCUACUCAGACAAACAAUUUCUCGGCACAGGCUCCGCCUUUGCAAAACUGCUGGAGCAAAGCAAUGCCCUCCUGACUCCAGGAACCAGUCCGACCCAGAUCUCUGCUCCUGUGUCUUUUGCUGAAACGGGAGGACGCAUCACUGAUGUUAGAGUCACUCGACACUUUGCUUCCAAGGACAGACACAACGACAGAUUGAAAAACCAAGUGGGUAAAAACGGAAUUACCCCAACAGUGGCUGCCACUACUAUCGCAGCUUAUGGAGUCUAUGCUAGAGAUGCUGUAACAAUUUCACAAACAAGUACAAGCAACACUAUAACUUCCACACAGUCUUCUGUCUAUAGCAGACAUACAAGUCCUGCUACAUCUUCAGCUACAGUCUCAAGUGUAUGUAGCAAGAUUGCAGAAAUUACCCAAGCCUAUAGUCAAAGAGAGGUCAUCACCAGAAGGGUAGGAGACAGUCGGAGUGUUCCGGUUCGAGACAGCCCAACAUCUGCAAAUGAGCGGACCAGUGAGCAACGCUCUCCAAAGUAUACAACUUAUUACAGGAGCACCAGCCCUCCACUUUCUCCAUCCCCACCACCACAAAGUCCCACCCGCUCCCCUUCCCGGAGGGCUACAGCUGAGUUUUCCACACAGACAUUCAAUUCAACACUACAAAUGGACUCAGGAGGUUCCGGGCCAGCAUCUCCGGUGAUGGCUCAGGGAACCCAAACUUCACAUAGAUCGGUCUCCCCACGGCUCUACCGGCAGCAGUCAUCCCAGGAUGUGCCAUACUCUCCACCAGCAAGUCCAGCUCGCCCAAUGACGGUCAACACGGCUACAUCCCCUUUGUCUUCACCCACACGAUUUAGCCAUCAGUCUACAUUUGAUUCUUAUUCACCAUGUGGGAGUCCUCCAGAUACGCCCCCUUACCAACAUUCACCUACACGCAGCUUCUACAGAACGCAAAGAAUAGAAAAGGUAAAUGUUGGGACAAGUAUGGUUACAACAGCCAGUACUUAUACAAGAGGCUCUUUUUCCAUGGAUAACAUCUCUCUCUGCCGCAUAUCUUCAGUCCCAGGCACAUCUAGGGUAGAGCAGAGCCCUAUGAUCCAAGGUGGAAGUGUUGUGGACCUGAGAACAGCCACAAAAACUGCUCCAAUCAUCAUGACUGAUCAAGGAAUGGAUCUCACCUCUCUAGCCACUGAAAGCAGAAAAUACCAUGGUGGAUCGGAGGGGAGCAGACAUUCAACAAUUGUACAGCCAUUGAUCAUGAACCUGAAUGCCCAGGAGACCAUCACACCAACCACUGUGAGUGUAACUGUGGCAGCUUCCAUGUUCAUGACCCAGCCCAAACAACCAAUGAUCUAUGGUGAUCCCUAUGAUAAUAGAGUAGAUUUAGGUCAGGGCAUGGGUUCAGCUGUGUCUUUUUCCCAAAACAAACCCCCUGUAUCACCCCCAAUGGACCCAUCAAUACCAAAAAUUGAUGCUAAACUCGAAGAUCUUAGUAUUCAACAGAAAGAACUACAAAAACAACAGGAGAAGCUGCAGAUGCAACAGGAGCUACUUGAGCAGCAGUUGCAGCAGCAUCAUCAUAUGCAACAGCAACAGCAACAAGCAUCUGUUUUAGCUAGGUAUAACCUAUCAGGCCAGGUCUCACCCUUGCAGAAAAAGGACUUGCUGGUCAGCCAGACUAGUACUGCCUCCACUGUUGUCAGUGCUGUCUCACCAGUCAUCAACCAAGAGAUGUAUGGGACUGGGCCCAUUGAGCUGAAAGGAAAGCCCAGUCCUCCUGGCAUGAUUACAGGAGGGAACGCACCACAUAGUAUGAUGGUACAGAUAGAUGGCGGGCAAGACCAUGUCAAACCAGUAACCCAGCUUAUAAAAGUAGAAGAAGGACAGGAUGCUGCAGAUCUGAGAGGGGGGCAGAUUAAACCUGACAACCAACUAGCUUGCUGCGAUGUUGUUUAUAGACUUCCCUUUGGUGGAAGCUGUGUUGGCGCUUCUGAGAAAGAGGGCAUACGGCCUCCGUCCGCACCACCUCUUUCCUAUGAUUCUGAUCAAGAAAGACAAUCUGGGAGGUAUGGUGAUUAUGCAUUGGAUGGAAACAAGACCUACACAUUGUCUUACCCUGGCAGGCUUCAACCUUCAAUGUCUGAUACAAACCUGGCUGAGGUUGGGCUACAAUCCUACCAGUCUAAACCAGAACCCCAUCUUCAAUCUCAAGGAGAAUUUGCAAUGGACCUAAAUGCUGUAAAACAUGGCUAUGGAGGUUAUAUUGGGAUGCAGUAUGGCUCAUACACAGAUUUGCGUCAUGGAGGAGAACUCCCUGCCCCAACAUUGCCUAUACGGAGAUAUAAUUCUUUGUCUAACAUAAAUUCAGACUACGGCUACUCUGCGCGAGAUAUUGCUAAUUUCCAGGAAGCUAAUUUAGCUCAAUACAGCGCCACAACAGCGAGAGAGAUCAGCCGAAUGUGUGCUGCACUGAAUUCAAUGGAUCGAUAUGGGAGCAAUCCAGACCUUAUGCAAUUUGGGAGUUUAGGGAGAGGAACCACCCCAGCGACCUCAAGACUCUCAGCUGGUCUUGGCUUGAGACAAAAUCUGCUAUUUGGAUUAGAUGGGAAGCCAUUAUCCCACAACCAAGCACUUACUAACCUCAUAAAUGCCAGACAGGCCAGUCUUAGAGCUAUGUACCCUGCAGCCAUUCGGUCCUCAGAUGGGAUGAUCUACUCCACCAUUCAGACACCUAUCGCCUCUACCCUACCUAUUACAACUCAGCCUGCUUCUGUUCUUCGACCACUACUGAGAGGGGUUUACAGGCCUUACCCAUCUGCCAACAUGACACCCGUGCCCCUCUCGAGCCUCACCAGAUUACCAGUGACUCCCAGAAUGUCUUUAUCUGGACAAUCUCCAGUCCAUUACCCUGGACCAGGUCUUCUCCAAACGACAUCAACAUCUGCCACUAUUGAAACAAUCACAACUUUGGCGCCGGCGAGUGCCCCAGUGUCUGUUCCCAUGGCAGCUACCCCCUCUACAGUCCAAGAUGAACCAGUUUACCUUGGCAAGGGUGCUGUUGUAACAUCUUCAUCAGUAGAGGUUGCAUCAGCUGACCCACAGCAUCAACCACUAAACAUGUCCCAAGCUCACCUGAACAGUCAACACCAACAACAGACACAAGCAACUACUGCUCAGUGUUACACAUCAGUUGGCCUUCCAGAUUCUUCUAGUGGUUUAACAGUAGCAGGGGGUUUACCUACCUUCCCCCCGCCUGGUGCUAUACACAAAGAGGGUGAAACAGAGGCAGAAAGGCUGCAUCGGCAGCAAGAGCAGCUUCUCCAGAUGGAGAGGGAGCGUGUAGAGCUGGAGAAACUCCGGCAACUGCGCCUACAGGAAGAGCUAGAACGAGAAAGGAUUGAGCUGAAGCUGCACAGAGAGAAGGAGCAUAUCCUGGUACAGAGAGAAUUACAGGAGCUGCAGAACAUCAAGGAACAGGUUCUACAACAGCAGCAACAAGAACGAGAGAAACAACUUGUUGUCCAGAGGGAACAACUGGCCCAGCAGAAAUCCCAGCUCGACCAGAUCCAGUCCUUACAACAACAGCUCCAGCAGCAGCUUGUAGAACAGAAGCGGCAGAAAACAGCUGCUGUAGUCCAGAACAUGCAAAUGGAUGUGAAUGGACAGCCUUUGCAUCCUUAUACCGACCAUCACAUCGGAUCCCGUUCCCUUCCCAACUCCUCCUCAGAAAUGUGUCUGAGGAGCCACGAGGAGCAUGUUGAGAACCAAAGCAACAUGAGGAAACACAGCUCUAUGACUAGACUGAGCAGAGGCAGCUUGGAUGGAGAAGGCGUAGUCAUCCAUGUCUCCCCUCGCAGGAAUGUGGACAGUUGUGUGCAGACGGAUGAUGAGGAUGGGGAGGAAAGGUACAUGAUACGUCCUCGAACCAGGCGCCGAGGUCGCAGCGUGGACUGCUCCGUCCAGACAGAUGACGAUGAGGAUAAGGCUGAAACAGGACAGCCAAUCCGCCGAAGACGGUCUCGUUUCUCUAGACAUUCGGAAUCCAGUGCCACCGGCAGCGGAAAUGCUACAAGUACAUCUGCCAGUGAUACCAAAACCAGCACAUCUAAGAUGGCAUCCUCCAGUACAGGCGUCCAAACAAUCAGGGAAAUCUCCUGCCAAACGGAACUGGAGCACCUUGGAAGAAUUUCACCUGCAAUCCAUGUGACAUUACCAGACCCAAAUAAAGUAGAGAUUGUGCACUACAUCUCAGGACCCGAACGGACAAAAAAGGGACAGUCACUGGCAUGCCAGACUGACCCAGAAGCUCAGUCCCAGGGCGUUGUCGCUCCCCAGCUUAGCGUACCAACCACAGUCAGCCCAUAUUCGUCUUCCUCCACCAGCAGCGGAACCCACCAAUCUGGUUCGACUGAAAUGUCCACACAGCAGCGCCAGCAGCAGCAUAUCACAGCAAACGCAGCUAAGUUUGAGCGCCGCCGUCCUGACCCACUCGACAUUAACUACCAGCCCCAUAACCAUCUGCACAAUGAGUCCAUCUCCAGUAUCAUCCGCCAGCAGCAGACAGUCCCGAAAUCCCCACAGGUCCUCUACUCACCUGUCUCCCCGGUUUCCCCUCAUCGCCUAUUGGAGAAUUCACUGUCAAGUGAGAGACUGAACAAGGCCCAUGUCACACCUCAGCAGAAGGCAUACACUGCAGAGUCCCCCCAGCGACAUCCGUCCAUGCCCAGACCCAUCAAGACCACUCAAAGGUCCAUGUCAGACCCCAAAUCACUCAGUCCUACAACUGAUGAGCACACCAAGGCUAGGCUGUCCCUCUAUCAACAACAAGCACUGCAGAACCAGCUGGCAGCCCUUCAUCAGAGCUCGCUGCUCCGUAAGGUCAAGAGAACCCUGCCAAGCCCUCCUCCAGAAGAGACGACUGCUUCAGUUCAUCUACCCCUGAUGACGCCUGCCCUCCAACAGGUCUACUUGCCAUCCGUGCCCAGCCUCAAGCCCAGCUCCAGGUCUGGCCUUGCCGCCAAAGCCAGCCUUCUCAAAGACCUCACCCAUGAGCUGAAGGCGGUGGAGCAAGAAUCGACCAAACUUAGAAAGCAGCAAGCUGAACUGGAGGAGGAGGAAAAGGAGAUUGAUGCUAAGCUGAGAUACCUCGAGCUAGGGAUCCACCAAAGGAAAGAGACAUUGGUCAAAGAGAGGGAGAGGAGAGAUAUUGCUUAUCUGAGGUGUAUGGGUGAUGCUAGGGACUAUAUGUCUGAUAGCGAGCUAAACAACCUACGAUUGGCAGCCGCAGCUGCAUCACAUGAGGCCAAUGGACUACUGACAACAAGGCCAAGUACUGCUCCACUCAGCCAGUUUAGCCAUGAUCUGAACACAGGAGCCCAGUACACCCCCACAUCAUCAUUUCACUCUCAGUACCCCCAGAGCCAACCAGCAGCACCAACUCAAUCAAGUUUACCCUACCAGUCCUCAACAUUUAACCAGGCUCCUUAUCCAACAGUGUCUCAAUCCCAGGCACUACCACAGCCGACUCCCCUCCAGAGUCAUGGUCACCCCCAAGGACCACCCUACCAAUCUCCAACAGUAUACUCUUCUCAAAACUACCCCCAAACUCAACCACCAUAUCCACAAACAGACAUAGGUUUGCCAAGUGCACCGCAACCUCAGUCCCAACCAGGGCACACAGGUUUUGGGCCUGCACCACCUGGUCAGCCCCCAUACCCCACCCACAGCUCACCUUAUCCGAGUGCUGUGUCCUCUUACCCCAGCCAGAGUACUCCUUACCCCGGGCAACCCCAAACUGAUAUUUUGACAUUACAUCAAGGAAGGCCAAGGCAGACAUCGCUGGCUGAUCUGGAGCACAAGAUGCCGACCAAUUAUGAGACAAUCAGCAACCCUACAGUUGUGGUCACCACCACGGCACAAGACAUGACCUAUUCCAGUUCAGCUGCCUCAUUUGGUCAAUACACUGGAACGACAACCAUGGCCAACUAUGGACCCUAUGGCUCAGCAGCGUUGGCCAGUUGUUAUGGUGGGUUCUCUACAAUUCCACCUAGUACUUAUGGACAGUAUACAUCAACGACUGUAAAUUCAUAUGGCCAGUACACUACAACCAAUGUGAAUGCAUAUGGCUACACAGCAACAACAGCCAGCUCAUAUGGACAGUACACGUCGACAGUUUCCAAUGCCUAUGGACAUGCCGUGGAUAGUCCCUCCAUCUACAGUACAGCAGAUGGCAUGUAUCCGGCACCUGGAUUAGAACAAAAUAUCCCAAGAAACUACAUGAUGAUAGAUGAUGUAAGCGAGCUGACGGCAAAAAAUGGGCUGGGCACGACAACAGGGGACGUGAUCCAUCACAGCGGCGCGGGGCGUUACCCUGGCGACACCCACGGUCACAGCAGCACCAUUGGCAGCACGACGCGUGGGGGAACUGGCAGCUCCAUGUACAGCAGAGCACCUGAGGAGGAAGCAGCGAUGCAGGAAGAAUUGUACGACCACCAUGGCAGGGGUAAGAGCAGCUACAGACACGGACCUCUAGGGGGCAGCAGCAGCGUGAGCAGUAGCAUGGGUGGGGGAUCAUCCUAUUACUAUGAUCACGACUACAAACAUGGCAGCUACCGACCCGCGGUGCAGAAAUCAUCAUCCCCCAGAAGCCAUUUGGCUCCUGCUGUCAUGUCCACCAAACGCAGCAAGCACAGGAAACUGGGCAGUAUGGAGCAGAAAAUCUCCAAAUUCUCCCCCAUUGAGGAGGCUCGGGAUGUAGAGGCAGACCUGGCCUCCUAUUCUUCGUCAGCAGGUGGAGGUUACCCCUCCUCCCACAUCCGAGGACGUCAGCUGAUAGAGGACUAUGGCUUCAAGAGGAGUACUUAUAACACCGGCAGUGGCAUCACCCAUGGUAGUCGAUACUUCGGCUCAGUGGGAGAGGAGGACGAUCGGAUUUACUACACUUCCACUGGUCGCUCACGUUCCACCGGCUAUGGCAUGGACAAGAUCACAGCCAGAGACUACUCUGGGUACCGGAGCAGAUCCUAUGAGAGGGACGACCACGCCUACCGAUCUGGCUUUAGCCGGGGACGCCACCCAACUAGACAGUACUCUGAAGAGGAAAGCCCACUCAGUCCCAAAGGGAGAUUCAUGGGCUCCGGGCGAUCAUCAAGCUUAGAUCCCGACCCAUAUGACAGUCGCAGCGGUAGAUACCAUUACUAUUAUGGCCAAUAUGGUUCCAGUCACUCUCUCCCAGAUGUGCAAGACCACAUACGGGACCUACCACGGACCCAUGUCUACAAGUCGGAUGAUACAUACAUAAUAGACGAUUAUCACUGUGCUGUGUCAGACAGUGAAGCCUGCAUGCCGCUGUCUCCAAACGACAUGGAGAUUGACUGUGAUCUGCUUUCGGUUUCCAAAGCCUACCAUCUGGGCCAGGAAGAGACAGACUGGUUUGAGAAGCCACGUUCCAGUUCUCGUCACUAUGGCAGCAGCCACUCAUCUGGAAGGAGUCGCCAUGGUGUCAAACACACCUACCAUGAUUAUGAUGAGCCCCCCGAGGAAGACAUGUGGCCUCAGGAUGAGUACAGUCACGGAGUACGACAUUCUUCAUCCACCCGCGACCACCGGCAUCAUGGCAGUUCAAGUCGCCACUCAUCCUCGUCACGUCAUUCAGAUGAACCAAGGUCCUCUAGGUCAUCUAAGGGCCACCCAAAAGACCCGUCCAUACGGCAUGACCCUUCAGGGAGGUCUUCGUCAUCAGGAAGACGUGGUGAUUCAAGGUCUGGAGCCUACCACUCGUCUGACUACUUGCGAGAUCCAUCUGGCCACCAUCAUGGCCAGAGAUCCUCUAGGCAAGGUGAUCCACAUCGGUCCUCACGCAGCAAGUCUCAGCAACAAGUCGACAUGCAGGGCCAGCCAGCAGGCACCUCCAGGUCUGGCUCCUCUUCAAGGGGCCAGUGUCCUCCCGGUGGUCCUUCAGGAUCCGGGCGACAGGUUGGUCAAGUUUCCCAGAAUGACGGUCCCCCAGGACAGAGGACGCAACUACAACAGCAGGCUCAGACUUCGACCGCAAGGCUUGGGCAGCAAGGGGCCCUAACCACCACCGGUGCCCAGCAACAGCCCCUAACGCAGGGACAAAACAUGGGCGUGGGGCAGGGCCAGGUCAAACCGGGGCAAAUAGGAGCAACGAGUGGGCCUAUGGGUCAGACCAGGCAAACGGGUCCCACGGGAACAUCACCUGGCCCCAUGUCCAAGAUUGAGACACCUCCAGUGACAGCCAUCGGAGCAAAAGCAGCGCCUGUCAUUGCCUCAAAAGGAGCUCAACCGCCUCUGACUGGCAUAGGCUCCAAAGCUGCUCCGAGGCCGGGCGGCAUCGGCAGUGCGGCAGCAGGUCAGCCAGGCAUGGAGGGAGACAGCAUGUUGUCCAAGAUCUUGCCAGGAGGAGCUGCCGAACAAGCUGGGAAACUGGGAGAAGCUAUAUCCGGUUUUGGCAAAAAAUUCACCUCUUUCUUCUAAAGUGCUACGUUUAAGGACUAUUUAAAAACACAAAGCCAUGAGACCUUGUACCAGACAAACCUGCCACAUUCCUCUUGAUUUUCAUUCCCUAAAAGAGAGAAAGAGAAGGAGAGCGGGCCGAGUGGAGAAUCAACCAUUCAAAUCAUUCCAGGGGGUCUAGUCUUCGAUCCAAAAGUCCACCUUGACUUCAAACCACGUUCGAUAAAACACCCCAGCGGGGGCCCAACAUCAAGAACAAUGCAGAAGAAGCAGUCAAGUACAAUCACUAAGGAUCACGUACCGCCAGUCGAUCGUGUGGAUCUAGCUUAGCAGCAAGCGCCACUGGCAGAACAUGAACGGCGCCAUGUAUCGGGUCGAAUGCAAACUCAUCCAAGGAAGCAGCUUUGUUCUUCUUCCACUUACUCUCUUGUGAAGAAUUGAAAAGAGAGAGGGACUUAAAGUAAUUGCAGCGCAGGUUUUUCUGGUACAGACCACCUCAUUGUUUCUUUACCCGUCCAAUUCAAAGAAAAUGACAACGCUGACGCGCUGCCUGCGUCUCUUUUCCACGAUAUGCCCUCUUUCUAUCUACAUUCCAGAUUGCGACUUCUCUUCCGCACUUUUGCCCGCCACCGUUUUCUAAUCGCUCCUCCAUUUGUCUUGAAAGAAAUGUAUCGUGAAGGGGGAGAAUUUAGAAUGCAUGGAACUUUAUAGACCUUUACACUGUUCGUCAUCACUAAGCAGACGCCGGCAAAUGGAUCGGACCUAAACUACACAAACGGGAUCAGAAACGAAAUGUCAAAAAACAAAAAUGUAUUCAGAGUAAAGCCACGUGGUUAUCAGCCAUUCCGAAGCCAUUAAGACAUUUUUUUGUCAAUACUUGUGGUGAAUUGCUUUCUCAGCGCUUCUCAAUUUCCCACGGUGUGCAUUUUUAUUUUGUUAAGUUGCCAGCACAGCCUUAAAUUUUUCGUUUUAUUUUAAAAUGGAAUAUUUUUUUAUGACAUCCAUGAACACACUUUAUGUAUUUCUUCACGUAAAUGCUGACUGUGAGAUUCAUUUCGAGUUUCUUAUCACUUUUUUUGUGAAGUUGUGUCACUUUUAUUGCCAAGCCCCCAUCAUCCCCUUUGUUUUUUGUUUUUGUUUGUUUUUACCACUCAACAGAGUUCUGAACAAUAACAAAGCAAUAGAGUAAAAGGAGACGGUAAAGAGCACAAAGAUGUGUCCUUCGAAAAAGUAGAAAUGUGUCCCCUCUGCCUGUCUAAUUUAACGGUGAGUGACGCUCACCAAUUAGCAUAUGAGGAAACGUAACCCCCCCACGCCCACCCUCCCCAAUCCCUCAACCUCUCAGUGUUGUCUUAAAACUAUGACUCACUAAUAUGUUAAAACAACUUGCAAAUGAUCUCGGUCUAGCCACGAGUCACUGAUGCAGCCGAGAGCGCCAGAGGCCACCAGAGAAGCAAUGAAGAUGCAGACCCCAGCCGGCCUCCGCAUCCUAACUUGGAUUUUGAAGUCACUUUGGGACAAUGCCCCCGCACUCCUCCUUUACCCAAGCCCUACAUCUCACCUGUCAUCAAUAUGUAUCAGCAUGUGUCUUCAAUCAUCGAAUGUGCACGGCGCACAUGAAAGCACACGCCAAAAUGCUGUCAAAAGAGGACAAAAAGGAACCAAAAAUCCCUUUUUUAUUUAUUUUUUUUUUUUGCUCACCCUGACCUUCAACCUCUCUCAAUUGUCUCGGAAACUACUCAGGUCAGUGUUCUCCCUCCUGCUGAUGAUGCUCCCGCAGUCCAUUGUGGGAUCUGGUCUUUGCCUACGCGCCACACAACAGCGACGACAAUAGGACUGUCCAGGCCGAACGUAAAUGACAUUCGUGUUGUGUAUUGUCCGAUGAGAACGUUCGCCGGGGACCUUCGCAUGCUGACCGGCGUUGACAAAAAAAAAAAAAGGAAAACCUCAAAGUCAUUUCAAUAUUGUUCUGUUCCUAACGUUUGUGUGUACGUGCGUAUGAGUGUGGCCUUUCUGUUUGUAUCCACCCACCAAUGAGGAACGUAAAAGAGUCCAAUGAGACACCACAGGUUCAGUAGGGGGGCUAAAUGUCAACCUUGCAUCUCCACUCGUUCUAUGCAAUGAAUAACAUUUGUUAACAGUGCAAAUAUGAGCAAGAAAAGUGGGCAAAAAGUCGCCAUCUUAGCCGGACGUUUUUGGCACUCCUUGAAUAAUAGUAGUAGUAGUAGAAAAUAUGCUGCUUUUAGUCCGUGUUUAGCUGGAAAAUGCCCGAUUUGUGGCACAGAAGGUAGCUGUUAGCCCUCUUUAUCGUCACAGGGAGGGGCUCAAUAUGACCCCGUGAAAUGUUGAACAUCUCAAAAUGACAAAUUGACUUUUCAAAUGUCAUUACCUUCCUAGUUUUAGGAGGACAACUGAGUAAAAUUAACUUCACUACUUCAUCUACAUAAUGUUGCAGACACCUUGUGUUGUUUAAAUUCAAAACAUUGCUAGUAAUUUAAUACAGAGAGUCAAACUCAUUAUGAAGAUUUAUUGAAGAAAAGGCCAAUUUCGACCUAAUCUCUCUGUUUCUGAUGGAAUGUUUUAAUUUCUUACAAUGACUGAACAACAAAUUCAGUAGUAGUAUGUUUCCAUGAUAUUGAUAUUUAUUGAGAUGCAUCUGUAAGGGCUAUUUAGGUAGUAAUUACAUCUGGUGAGUCCAAUUGCUGUGGUCAACUUCAGCCCAAGAAAACAAAAGUUAGCCCAUUCGUAACAAAAAGAAAAAGGCGCAUGUGAUAACAUAACUCAGGCAUUACUCGUGAUGUUACUUCAAGUCUGGGUUCACUUGGUGAAGAGAUAUUUUCCAGACUAAG